UUGUGCUGUGUUGUGCUGUGUGUGCAGGGUUUAAGGUCAACGUUGCUGGGUGGAAACCGAAACCGACACCGACAGCGCGGGAUGGACAAUUGUUAAUGUCGGCCAUCAAUAAGGGAAAGGUGACUGCAAUUGAGCACCAACAAUACCUGAUUGGAAUAGAGGGCGACGAAAUCGAUGACCAUGCCUCUCCGACCACUGCAGCUGGUCCAGGCCAUCGUGGCGCUGUGUCUCAUCCUCUCACUGGUUCGGUAUACAACACCACCACAACCAUCAACACCGCCGCCAAACACACCCCGUCAACACCCACACCCAAACCCACAGCCACACCUCGAUUCAAACACAAACCAGCCCAUCCCCUCCACCGCAGCAGCAGCAACCGACCUCCUCAUCCCCCAAACAAUCCACCACCUCCUCUUCUCCAUGCCCAACCACCCCGUCUCCGCCUUCCGUCCCUCCCAGCACACCAUCUCCUGGCAGCAAUCCGGCUGGAAGAUCGAGUACUGGACCGAGGCGGCAUGCGCCGAACUCGCGCGUGCCACCGACCCGUCGUCCGGCCGCUACGCCGCAGCGCUGGCCGCCUUCCCCUCCGCCGUGCUCAAAUCGGACUUCUGUCGCUAUCUGAUCCUGUAUGCGCGGGGCGGCGUGUACAAUGAUCUGGACGUGCGGCUGAUGCAGCCGUUGCCGUGGGGGGCGAUGUUCGGAGAUGAAUCGGGGAAAGGGGAUGGCCCCCCCGCCGCCAUCGUCGGGUUAGAAGGCGACGCCGCCACUCGGGGUCUGCCGCGGUCGCCGCAGUUCGUGCAGUGGACGAUGGUCGCGGCGCCGGGCCAUCCGAUCUUCGGGGCUGUCUUGGGGAAGAUCGUCGACCGGACGGAGGAGUAUCUCCAGCAUUUAGGGCAAGGGGAUAGCGCGGGGGCGGAACCGCCGGAUGUGAUGGAGUGGACGGGCCCGAGCGUCUGGACGGAUGCGGUGCUCGAGUAUCUCGGGGCCGAUGAGGGGCUGUUGAACACUCUGAGAGAUUUGCAGGAGACGGUGCGCAUCAAGGAUGUGGUGGUGUUGCCCAAGCGCGGGUUCGCGAUCACGCAGGGCGAGGACCAUCGCUCGGCGGAGGUGCUGGUCAAGCAUUAUUUCUCGGGGACGUGGAAGACCGAGUGUCGGGCUGUGUGGCGGUGGCUUGGGAGGUGUUAACUUUUCUUAUCUGGGUGAUUGGGGGGGGCGUUUGGGUUGUUGGCGUUUGGGGGUGUGUUUGUAUAUAUUUAUUGGGGGUGCAGUAUUGUUAUGUUGAUGGGCUGAUGGGCCGUGUACAUAUUCACGUCUGGG
Molecule: messenger RNA, 1317 nt
Organism: Aspergillus aculeatus ATCC 16872
Lineage: Eukaryota; Fungi; Ascomycota; Eurotiomycetes; Eurotiales; Aspergillaceae
Gene: och4
Product: putative alpha-1,6-mannosyltransferase subunit (Hoc1)
Exons: 1
Coding region: 181-1185 (334 amino acids)
Biological process (GO): protein N-linked glycosylation
Cellular component (GO): mannan polymerase complex
Molecular function (GO): alpha-1,6-mannosyltransferase activity
Source: RefSeq, a predicted model, not a curated record